Messenger RNA from Penicillium mononematosum, 1968 nucleotides. Its product is annotated as Major facilitator superfamily domain general substrate transporter. The record is from RefSeq and is a predicted model, not a curated record. Gene Ontology annotation, cellular component: fungal-type vacuole membrane. Lineage: Eukaryota; Fungi; Ascomycota; Eurotiomycetes; Eurotiales; Aspergillaceae. Gene Ontology annotation, molecular function: transmembrane transporter activity. The transcript is spliced from 4 exons. The coding region runs from base 1 to 1968 and encodes 655 amino acids. Gene Ontology annotation, biological process: transmembrane transport.
AUGUCACAGAGCAAUGCGGCCGGAGCAUGCUUGACUACCACCGGUUUGUCUUACACAACGUCGACCACUACCCAUACUACUCCUACCGAAGAAUCCCCGCUAUUUAUUCGCCCAGAUCCCGGUCAACAAGAUGAAGAUCGCAAGGCCGAGAAUAAUGAAAUUCCUGACGGAGGUCUCUUAGCGUGGACCCAAGUGCUGACUGGACACCUGGUUGUGUUCAAUGUUUGGGGCUAUAUUACAUCAUACGGCUUUUUUCAGGAAUACUACGUCAGAACACUCGAUGUGAGCCCAGCGAAUGCGUCUUGGAUAGGAGCGGUGCAGAUGUUCCUCGUCCAUUUCCUGGCCACUUUCUCGGGGCGAGCGAUGGAUGCGGGUUACCUGAGACAAUGUAUCACCCUUGGGUGUUUCUUUCAAGUCUCCGGAGCAUUGGCAACCUCAUUUGGCACAAAGUUAUGGCAUUUCUGGCUAGCGCAGGGCAUCGUCAGUGGAAUUGGCCACGGGCUCGUCUUUAGCCCCAUGAUCUCGCUGUAUGCGACAUACUUCAACUCCAAGCGAGUGAUGGCCGUCUCGCUGGCUUCUUGCGGGGCAGCGACUGGAGGAAUGAUUUUCCCAGUGGUCGCGUACCAGUGUUUCAACAACAUUGGCUUCGCGUGGACUGUCCGGAUCAUGGCGGCCAUUAUCCUGUUCAACAGCGUUAUAAUUGUCAAGUUUACCAGAUCUCGGAUUAUACCUCGGAGCCCUCCUCCCUGGGUUGAUUUCAGUGCAUUCCGUGAACGCCCUUACCUCCUUUUUUCGAUCGGCUCAUUCCUGAUCUUCGAGGGUAUCUACUUUGCAUACAUCUAUCUUCGACAAUAUGCUCAGGUCCAUACGGAUUUCACUGCAUCGGACUCGCUUCUCCUUUUAAUCCUGAUGAAUGGCGUUGGUGUUCCGUCUCGCAUUGCAUCUGCAUUUGUUGCAGACCGGUGGCUGGGUGCGGUAAGGACUUGCAUUGCAGUCUCCAUCCCUUGCGGAAUCGCCAUUCUAGGGUGGAUUGGUGUACACACCCACGUUGGCAUGUUCAUUUGGGCCACAGUCUACGGAUUACUGGUAAAUUGUGCACAGAGUCAAUUGCCCGCUGCCAAUGCGUACUUUGGAUCCAAAGACCCGGAAAAAUCCGGCGCACGUGUUGGGAUGAUCACCACGAUCAAUAGCAUUCCAUUACUGACUGGACCGUACAUAGCAGGACAGCUGAUCGCGUUACGGGGAGGUGAUUACCUCCAUCACCCUGACUGUAUCCGCCGCAACUCCGGACCCAGUCUCAGUGAAACCAAUCCCUCCCCGAAGGCAAAUUGGCAAUUUGAUCUGCCCGCUUCAAACAUCAAUACAGCUUGCAACCAGCAAAUGCUGCCACAAUGUACAUUCGCUGACGUGGUCUCUGCCCUGAAAGCGGGGAAAGUUGCCGAAGAUGGUAGUGGUGAAUUCAAGCCGAUCGAUGUAUUGAUAAUUCCAGGGGGCCCCGGGACACGCCUGAACCGUAUUUACGACACUAAUACUACAUCCGAUAAAGUUAAAGUCCCCAACACGCAGGAGGUUCAGGACUUUCUGACUGCUGUUGCGCCCUUUGUCCGCCACAGCAUCAUUACUGUUUGUACUGGCAGCCAUGUCCUCUCGCAGACUGGUCUUCUAGAUGGACGCCAGGUGACAACAAAUUCAGCCCGCUACGAUGAUGUCGCUAAACAAACUGGCGACGUGAAAUGGCAGCGCAACAGACGGUGGCUACGCGAUAGUGUUCCCAAGGAUGCGAUGUCUGACGGCCUGUCAUUGCUACCUGGGGUUGAGAUAUGGUCAUCUGCUGGGAUAACUGCAGGGAUUGAUGUGAUGCUGGAGUUUAUUUCGGAGUAUUAUGGUGGUAUCGAAGUCGGAAUAGAGACUGCGAAGCGGAUGGAGUAUCGCUGGGAGCGAGAGAAGGAGGCUUCUCACUUCUUGUGA